Myripristis murdjan (pinecone soldierfish) is the source of this 9835-nucleotide messenger RNA. Its product is annotated as inositol 1,4,5-trisphosphate receptor type 1. The record is from RefSeq and is a predicted model, not a curated record. Gene Ontology annotation, molecular function: inositol 1,4,5 trisphosphate binding; inositol 1,4,5-trisphosphate-gated calcium channel activity. The transcript has 61 exons. NCBI's taxonomy places the organism in Eukaryota, Metazoa, Chordata, Actinopteri, Holocentriformes, Holocentridae. Gene Ontology annotation, cellular component: membrane; endoplasmic reticulum. The coding region runs from base 186 to 8447 and encodes 2753 amino acids. Gene Ontology annotation, biological process: calcium ion transmembrane transport.
GACCGUGCAGCCGCCGAAAGGUGAUAGAGCUGUCAAAAAACUGGACUCCGCUCGCUGACGGCUCUAAGUUACCCACCGACUGUCCGGUGAAAAGCAGCCGCAGUCAUGUUUCCUUAGUUGGUCCAGUGUGUGCAGAACCUCCGAGCGUUAUCCACAGCCAAGGUGUUCCCUAGUGCGCAACAGACAUGUCGGAUAAGAUGUCCAGCUUCCUACACAUUGGGGACAUCUGCUCCCUGUAUGCAGAGGGCUCCACCAAUGGUUUCAUCAGCACCCUGGGCUUGGUGGAUGACCGUUGUGUCGUCCAGCCUGACACGGGCGACCUCAAUAACCCUCCUAAGAAGUUCAGAGACUGUCUGUUCAGAUUGUGUCCUAUGAACCGCUAUUCGGCCCAGAAGCAGUUCUGGAAAGCAGCGAAGCCUGGGGGGAACACAGACACGGUGCUGCUCAACAAGCUCCAUCAUGCGGCUGACUUGGAGAAAAAGCAAAAUGACUCUGAAAACAAAAAGCUUCUUGGGACAGUAAUUCAGUAUGGAAAUGUCAUUCAGCUUCUGCACCUGAAAAGCAACAAAUACCUGACGGUGAACAAGCGUCUGCCUGCACUGUUGGAGAAGAAUGCCAUGAGGGUGAUGUUAGACACUGCUGGAAAUGAAGGCUCCUGGUUCUACAUUCAGCCCUUCUACAAGCUGCGCUCCAUUGGAGACAGUGUGGUGAUUGGAGACAAAGUGGUCCUGAACCCUGUGAAUGCUGGUCAGCCUCUCCAUGCCAGCACACACCAACUAGUGGACAAUCCAGGCUGCAAUGAGGUGAACUCAGUCAACUGUAACACCAGCUGGAAGAUUGUCUUAUUUAUGAAAUGGAGCGACAAUCAGGAGAUCAUCCUUAAAGGGGGUGAUGUGGUACGGUUAUUUCAUGCAGAGCAAGAGAAAUUCCUCACCUGUGAUGACCACAGAAAAAAACAAUAUGUGUUCCUUCGCACCACUGGACGGCAGUCGGCUACAUCGGCAACCAGCAGCAAAGCCUUAUGGGAAGUGGAGGUUGUGCAGCAUGAUCCAUGUCGAGGUGGGGCAGGCUACUGGAACAGCCUGUUUAGGUUCAAACACCUGGCUACUGGACAUUACCUGGCUGCUGAGGUGAAUCCAGACUAUGAAGAAGAGGGCCUAGAGUCACGCUCCCCACUGGACUCAGAGCAGGAAGCCUUGCGAGCACGUUUGAGAAAUGCCCAGGAUAAGGUCAUGUACACCUUGGUCUCUGUUCCUGAUGGAAACGACAUCUCCUCCAUAUUUGAGCUCGACCCUACCACCUUGAGAGGAGGAGACUCGCUGGUGCCCAGGAACUCAUAUGUGCGGCUCAGACACUUAUGCACAAACACAUGGGUCCACAGCACAAACCAUCCCAUUGACAAAGAGGAGGAAAAGCCUGUCAUGCUGCGUAUCGGGACCUCUACACUCAAAGAGGACAAAGAGGCAUUUGCCAUCGUGCCCGUCUCCCCAGCUGAAGUGAGAGACCUUGACUUUGCCAACGAUGCCAGUAAAGUGCUGGCCUCUAUCGCUGGAAAGCUGGAAAAAGGCACCAUCACACAGAAUGAGAGGAGAGCGGUUACCAAACUUCUGGAGGAUCUGGUGUUCUUCGUGGUGGACAUCCCCAACAAUGGACAGGACGUUCUAGAGAUCAUGGUCAACAAACCCAACAGGGAGAGGCAGAAACUCAUGAGAGAGCAGAAUAUCCUCAAGCAGAUCUUUAAGCUGCUGCAGGCUCCCUUCACAGACAGUGGCGACGGACCCAUGCUACGACUGGAGGAGCUGGCUGACCAGCGCCAUGCCCCCUUCAGACACAUCUGCCGCCUGUGUUACCGGGUCUUACGCCAUUCCCAGCAGGACUACCGCAAGAACCAGGAGUAUAUAGCCAAACAGUUCCGCUUCAUGCAGAAGCAGAUUGGCUAUGAUGUCUUAGCUGAGGACACAAUCACAGCUCUCCUGCAUAACAACCGCAAGCUGCUGGAGAAACAUAUCACUGCUGCUGAGAUUGACACCUUUGUUAGCCUGGUCCGCAAGAACCGUGAACCCAGGUUUCUGGACUACCUGUCAGACCUGUGUGUUUCAAUGAACAAGUCCAUCCCUGUGACACAGGAGCUCAUCUGUAACGCAGUGCUGGACCCCGCUAAUGGAGACAUCCUCAUCGAGACAAAACUAGUGCUAUCAAGAUUUGAAAUUGAGGGUGUGUCCCUUGGGGAAAACUCUGUGGAGUCUGAGGAGGAUGAAGAAGAGGUGUGGCUGUUCUGGAAGGACAGCAAUAAGGAGAUCCGCAGUAAAAGCAUCAGGGAGCUGGCCCAGGAUGCUAAGGAAGGCCAGAAGGAGGACCAGGAGGUGAUCAGUUACUACAGGUACCAGCUGAAUUUAUUUGCCAGAAUGUGUUUGGACCGCCAGUAUCUGGCAAUCAACAAAAUUUCUGGGCAGCUGGAUGUGGACCUAAUCUUGCGCUGCAUGUCAGAUGAAGACCUGCCCUACGACCUGCGAGCCUCCUUCUGCCGCAUGAUGCUGCAUAUGCAUGUGGAUCGUGACCCCCAGGAACAGGUCACGCCUGUCAAAUAUGCCCGACUCUGGUCUGAGAUUCCCUCAGAGAUUGCUAUUGACGACUAUGACAAUGACGGGACAUCUAAAGACGAGAUAAAGGAACGUUUCUCUCAGACCAUGGAGUUUGUAGAGAACUACCUGAGAGAUGUUGUCUGUCAGAGCUUCCCUUUUGCAGACAAAGAGAAGAACAAGCUUACCUUUGAGGUGGUGAAUCUGGCCAGAAACUUGAUAUAUUUUGGUUUCUACAACUUCAGUGACCUGUUAAGACUGACAAAGAUCCUGCUGGCUAUUCUAGACUGUGUCCAUGUGAGCACAAUUUUCCCCUUCAACAAGCUGGACAAAGGCGAUGAAAGUAAAGGCAGUAAUGUGAUGAGGUCUAUUCAUGGGGUUGGGGAGCUCAUGACCCAAGUAGUCUUAAGAGGAGGGGGCUUCCUUCCCACCACACCCAUUAAUGCCCCUGAUGGAGAUGCUGUGAAGACUCAGACUGAGCCAGAAAAACAGGAUAUCCUGGUCAUGGACACCAAGCUCAAGAUCAUCGAGAUUCUACAGUUCAUCCUGAAUGUGCGUCUGGACUACAGGAUCUCCUGCCUGCUUUGUAUCUUUAAGAGGGAGUUUGAUGAGAGUAAUUCCCAGACUGACUUGUCUGUAGCUGGGACAUCAGAAGGGCCAAACAACAUGCCAGGGGCACUGGAUUUCGAGCACAUAGAAGAGCAGGCUGAGGGGAUAUUUGGUGGAAGUGAAGAAAACACCCCACUGGACCUGGACGACCAUGGUGGCCGUACCUUCUUGAGGGUCCUUCUCCACUUAACCAUGCAUGACUAUCCUCCGCUGGUGUCCAGAGCCCUCCACCUUCUCUUCAGGCAUUUCAGCCAAAGACAGGAGGUCCUGCAGGCCUUCAAGCAGGUCCAGCUGCUGGUCACCAGCCAAGAUGUAGAAAACUAUAAGCAGAUAAAGUCAGACCUGGACCAGCUGCGCUCUAUCGUGGAGAAAUCUGAGCUCUGGGUGUACAAGAGACAGGGUCCAGAUGAGGGCAUCGAUGCAGGAGAAGGUCUCUCCACCGAGCCAGAACAUAAGAAGGGUGAUUCAGGUGGUUCAGACAAACCAAAGAAACCAGAAAGCACCAGCAGUUACAACUACAGAGUGGUGAAGGAGAUCCUGUUGCGACUUAGCAGGUUGUGUGUCCAAGAAGGUCUGUCAGGUAGGAAGAGUAAGAAGCAACAGCAAAGGCUGCUGAGGAACAUGGGGGCUCAUGCUGUGGUCCUUGAGCUCCUACAGAUACCUUAUGAGAAGGGGGAAGAUGUACGCAUGCAGGACAUCAUGAAGCUAGCCCAUCAGUUCCUGCAGAACUUUUGUGCAGGAAACCAGCAGAACCAAGCCCUGCUCCACAAGCAUAUCAAUCUUUUCCUCAAUCCAGGGAUUUUAGAAGCAAUCACCAUGCAACACAUCUUCAUGAACAACUUCCAGCUGUGCAGUGAGAUCAAUGAGCGUGUGGUUCAGCACUUUGUCCACUGCAUCGAAACACAUGGCCGCAACGUCCAAUAUCUUAAGUUCCUACAGACGAUUGUCAAAGCAGAGAACAAGUUCAUCAAGAAGUGUCAAGACAUUGUCAUGGCUGAGCUGGUAAAUGCUGGUGAAGAUGUCUUGGUGUUCUACAAUGAUCGCGCAUCUUUCCAGACACUGGUCCAGAUGAUGCGUUCAGAGCGGGACCGUAUGGAUGAAAACAGUCCUCUGAUGUACCACAUUCACCUAGUGGAGCUCUUGGCUGUCUGCACUGAAGGCAAGAACGUCUACACAGAGAUCAAGUGUAAUUCCCUGCUGCCACUGGAUGACAUAGUACGGGUGGUCACCCAUGAGGACUGCAUCCCUGAGGUGAAGAUUGCCUACAUCAAUUUCCUGAACCACUGCUAUGUGGACACUGAGGUGGAGAUGAAGGAGAUCUACACCUCCAACCACAUGUGGAAGCUCUUUGAGAACUUCCUGGUGGACAUUUGCAGAGUGUGCAACAACACAAGUGACCGUAAACAUGCAGACACCAUUCUGGAGCGCUAUGUGACGGAGACAGUCAUGAGCAUUGUAACCACUUUCUUUAGCUCACCCUUCUCUGACCAGAGCACCAGCCUGCAGGCUUCUCUUUUGGGGAAGUUAAUUAAGACCAGGCAGCCCGUCUUUGUGCAGCUGUUGCAGGCAGUGUUCAGGGUCUACCACUGUAACUGGUUGGUCCCAGUCCAGAAGGGCUCAGUUGAGAGCUGUAUCAAAGUGCUCUCUGAUGUCGCCAAAGGCAGAGCAAUCGCCAUUCCUGUGGACCUGGACAACCAGGUGAACAACCUUUUUGUGAAAUCAAACAACAUUGUCCAGAAGACAGCCAUGAGCUGGAGACUGUCUGCUCGCAAUGCUAGCCGCAGAGACUCUGUGCAGACGGCAUCACGGGAUUAUAGGAACAUCAUUGAGAGACUUCAGGACAUUGUGUCAGCGCUUGAGGACCGGCUGCGACCAUUGGUCCAGGCUGAGUUGUCGGUUCUGGUGGACGUGCUGCAUCGGCCUGAGCUGCUCUUCCCUGAGAACACAGACUCACGCAGGAAGUGUGAGAGUGGAGGCUUCAUAUGCAAGCUGAUCAAACAUACCAAGCAGCUACUGGAGGAAAAUGAGGAGAGACUGUGCAUCAAAGUCCUGCAAACGCUACGAGAGAUGAUGACAAAAGACCGUGGCUAUGGAGAGAAGCUCAGGGCCUUUGAUGAUGAGAUGGAUAUGCCUAAGGAGCUGGAUCAGAACCAGCCCGAGAAGAUAUUGGAAGACCAGAAGAGGGGUGAGGCACUCAGACAGAUUCUGGUAAGCCGUUACUAUGGCAACUUCCACCGGAGUAGUGGGCGGAGAGACAGCCUGACUGCAUUUAGCAAUGGCCCCCUCAGUCCUGUUGGACCCAGCAAAAGCCAAUCAGGAUUAGGGGGGCCUGGGGGCCUGAGUCGUGGGGAGAUGAGCUUGGCAGAAGUCCAAUGUCACCUGGACAAAGAGGGAGCCUCUGACCUGGUGAUAGACCUCAUCAUGAACACCACCAGUGACAGAGUCUUCCAAGAAAGCAUCCUCCUGGCUAUUGCACUGUUGGAAGGCGGAAACACCACAAUCCAGCGUUCAUUCUAUUGCCGUCUGACAGAGGACAAAAAAUCGGAGAAGUUCUUCCGGGUCUUCUAUGAUCGUAUGAAGCUCGCCCAGCUGGAGAUCAAAGCCACGGUGACGGUCAACACCAGUGACCUGGGCAACAGGAAGAGAGAUGAUGACAACCAGGACAAGGACAUGCCCGUCCGCAAGAAAGCCAGAGACUCUGCAGUGGUCAUGACAGAGGAUGUGAGAGAGCAGCUACUAGAGGCCUCCUCUGCCACCAAGAAAGCGUUCAACUCUUACCGGCGUGAAGCAGACCCUGAGGACCACUUCUCCUCAGCCGAUGGGCAGCCCAGCAGUGGGGACAAGAACCAGGAUGAAGGGGAGAUGAGUUUUAUAAUCAUCAUUAUGCAGCCCAUCCUCCGCUUCCUCCAGCUGCUUUGUGAGAAUCAUAACCGUGACCUACAGAACUUCUUGCGCUGCCAGAACAAUAAGAACAACUACAACCUGGUGUGCGAGACCCUGCAGUUUUUAGAUUGUAUCUGUGGCAGCACCACAGGAGGUCUAGGUCUACUGGGGCUGUACAUCAAUGAGAAGAAUGUGGCCCUCAUCAACCAGACUGUGGAAAGUCUGACGGAGUACUGCCAAGGGCCCUGUCAUGAGAACCAGAAUUGCAUUGCCACUCAUGAGUCCAAUGGCAUCGACAUCAUUAUCGCCUUAAUCCUUAAUGACAUCAACCCGCUUGGGAAAAAACGCAUGGACCUGGUGUUGGAGCUUAAGAACAACGCAUCCAAGCUUUUGCUAGCCAUCAUGGAGAGUCGUCAUGACAGUGAGAACGCGGAGAGGAUUCUGUACAACAUGAGGCCUAAGGAGCUAGUGGAGGUGAUAAAGAAAGCCUAUCUACAGGGAGAGAUAGAGUUUGAGGAUACAGAGGAGGAGGAUGAUAAUGGAGAGGAGGAGGAACAUGAUGCUGCUUCCCCCCGAAAUGUUGGACACAACAUUUACAUUUUGGCUCACCAGUUGGCACGCCAUAACAAGGAGCUGUCAAUAAUGUUAAAGCCAGGAGGGACCAAUGGAGAGGGAGAUGAAGCCCUGGAGUUCUAUGCCAAACACACGGCCCAGAUAGAGAUUGUGCGUCAGGACCGCACUAUGGAGGAGAUUGUGUUCCCUGUGCCCAACAUCUGUGAGUUCCUGACCUCAGAGUCCAAGCUGCGUGUCUACUACACCACUGAAAGAGACGAGCAAGGCAGCAAGAUCAACGACUUCUUCCUACGAGCAGAAGACCUCUUCAACGAGAUGAAUUGGCAGAAGAAACUCAGAGCUCAGCCAGUCUUGUACUGGUGCUCCAGAAACAUGUCAGUGUGGAGUAACGUUUCCUUCAACCUGGCUGUGCUCAUGAACCUGCUGGUCUGCUUCUUCUACCCUCUGGAGGGGGUUCAUGGAGGUAUGCUGGAUCCCCACCUGUCUGCCCUCCUGUGGAUGGGUGUGCUGGCAGCACUGGGCAUUGUGAUUGUUAUGCCACAGCCGCUGGGCAUCCGUGCCCUCGUCAUUGUCACCAUCCUUCGUCUCAUCUUCUCUGUUGGCCUGGAGCCUACUCUCUUCCUUUUGGGUGCCUUCAACGUGUGUAAUAAGAUCAUCUUCCUGAUGAGUUUUGUGGGGAACCGAGGAACAUUCACACGGGGCUACAAAGCCAUGGUGAUGGACUUUGAGUUCCUCUACCACCUCCUCUACCUCAUUAUCUGCUCCCUGGGGGUGUUUGUCCACGUCUUCUUCUACAGUCUGUUGCUUUUUGACCUGGUAUACAGGGAGGAGACCUUGCUGAAUGUAAUCAAGAGUGUGACACGUAACGGACGCUCCAUUGUGCUCACUGCUGUGCUGGCUCUCAUCUUGGUCUACCUGUUCUCCAUCGUUGGCUACAUCUUCUUCAAAGAUGACUUCAUCCUGGAGGUCGACCGCAUCCCCAACACGACCCUGAAAAGUGGAGCCAGUCUGGCCAGUGAGCUCCUGUCUGCAGGAGUGUGUCGGGAAGGGAAAGAGGAGAACUGCUCCACAGAGGCCCUGCAGGAAGAAUUUGGCGAUGACAAUGAGGAGGACAGUGACAUGGAGCGGACAUGUGACUCUCUGCUCAUGUGUAUUGUUACUGUAUUGAGUCACGGCUUGAGGAGUGGUGGGGGUGUUGGAGAUGUGCUCCGCAAGCCAUCCAAAGAGGAGCCUCUUUUUGCUGCCAGAGUGAUAUAUGACCUGCUGUUCUUCUUCAUGGUCAUCAUCAUUGUCCUCAACCUCAUCUUUGGUGUCAUCAUUGACACCUUUGCUGACCUGAGAAGUGAAAAACAGAAAAAAGAAGAAGUCCUGAAGACAACCUGCUUCAUCUGUGGCCUGGAACGGGACAAGUUUGACAACAAGACUGUGACAUUUGAGGAGCACAUUAAAGAAGAGCACAACAUGUGGCACUACCUGUUCUUUAUUGUCCUGGUAAAAGUGAAGGACUCCACUGAAUACACGGGCCCUGAGAGCUACGUAGCUGAGAUGAUCAAGGAGCACAACCUGGAUUGGUUUCCACGAAUGCGAGCCAUGUCAUUGGUGAGCAGUGACGCAGAAGGUGAACAGAACGAGAUCAGGAACCUACAGGAGAAGCUGGAGUCGACCAUGAGGCUGGUAGCCAAUUUGUCUGGACAGCUGACAGAGCUCAAGGAGCAGAUGACUGAGCAGAGGAAGCAGAAGCAGCGGAUCGGUCUACUUGGCCACCCCCCUCAUAUGAACAUCAACCCCCAACAGCCUGCCUGAGGACCCCCAGGACCAAGGGCUGGUGUUAAUAGUGCCUGAGCACUCCUGACAGUCUACACACGUUAGACAGGAGGAUGCCAAAAUGUGUAUACAGAGUGUAUUUAGUGUGAUGUCUGACUGUAUACUUCACUAGGCACUCGUACAGAAAGUGUUUAUGGAGCUUGCGUGCCUCUGAUGGAGUUUUUGUGCAAAGUGAACAUUGUUGUGUCUGAGUACGUUAGUCGUGGUCUUUGGUGUGGAUGUGUCGGUGUGGGUGAAGUGUGCAACAAGUGCCUCAAGACAUGAGAAACCUGUCCUGUAGGUUCAGGUGAUGAGAAAAUACGGACAUAAGCAUUGCCGCUCUCCAUGCCUUCUCCAAUGUACCACUCUGAAAGCAUGCCAAAGUUCAGCCAUUGAACCUGAGGGUGUAUUCCUCUCAAGUGACCUUGUACAGAGGCUUAAAGUCUCUCUGUUGCACCAGCAAACUCAGGUCACUUUGGGUUUGAAGGAUUGUUUGAAAUCUGUUGGGAAAACAUUAUUUAAUGUUUUUGUUUUGACUGACAGCAGUGGGAAUGCUUCAUGAUAUGCAAUGUCUGAAACAGAACGACUUAUUUUUGAAAUGUUGUGUUUUUAUAUUUGAAGUUAUACAAUGCUAUAUUUAAAAUAUGAUGGAGAGAAGUUAUUUCUUUGAACUGUCCUGAAGGAUUCACCAUAUUUUUCCAUAUUUCUAAAUACUAUAUAAUAACACAUGGAGUGUGGUAUUGUUUUUUUUUUAACAAUUUCUACCUGAGGGCAUGUUCUCAUAAUUUUACUUUCAUAAUUCUUUGUUCUCUCAAAUUAAGGUUGUAACCAUUCCAGGACACUUAAGAUAGAGGCCCUUAUGAACAUAAUUUUGAGUAAAGAGAGAUGCGAAACCACUGAAUUUUGUAAUCAAGUCGAAUAAUGUGCACCAGUUGGGCCUCUUCCUCCAGAUGUUAUAUUGAGUUGUGACAUUUACAUGAACCUAGUGGGAGCUGGGAGCAAAUUAUGCGAUUGCUUCACUUGGAGGUCAAUGUGUUGCUUUAUAGGAGUGGUAUGGCGUCACAUUGGAAGGACAGAAAUUAAUUUAAAGGAUUUGGGAAGCGAAGUUAAAACUGAUUUGAAGUUAAGGUAUCCUUUUGUUUGAUGUUUCUGCACUGAAUUAUUUAAUCUUAUCUUAAUUCUAUUUAGUCCAUCAGCACUGACAUUAAAUCUUUCUGUAGCACAUAAAUGAAUGUUACCCUCUGUCUAACAGUCACUUUGCAAAAGAUAAUGAGAAUGACUAUAUGGUUUGCAUUCAUGUAUUUAAAAAAAAAAAAAAAGAAAAAGAAAAAAGAUCAAAGCAAAAACACCGAGAACUUACACAAGUUAUUUUGAGUGCUGCUUGACCA